Messenger RNA from Penicillium bovifimosum, 3249 nucleotides. Its product is annotated as putative NRPS-like enzyme. The coding region runs from base 1 to 3249 and encodes 1082 amino acids. Lineage: Eukaryota; Fungi; Ascomycota; Eurotiomycetes; Eurotiales; Aspergillaceae. The record is from RefSeq and is a predicted model, not a curated record. The transcript is spliced from 2 exons.
AUGGCCACUAUCACCCUCACCGAAAGAGACGUAGAGUCACCCCAGAUGGGAGACAUUCACAUCGCAACCCGUCUGUUGAACGGGACACUCCACUCCCAAUGGCCCAAACAUGAACAGUUCGCAACUAUCGACGGGUUAUUGAGAUCGCAUGCAGCUCAACCAGAUGAGGCACAGCACCCGCUAAUAUGCUACCCGGUCCAUGGAGCUGCCGAUUUCGAGAAGCAUACAGCCAAAGACAUCGAUCAUUAUACCGAGGUUGCAGUUCGCUAUUACACACAGCAAGGACUUGCCCCUGCGGACCCAACUCUCGACGAGGCCCCUGUGGUAGCCAUGCUGGUCGGAUCCAGUUUCGAGGUCGUGGUGACUCUCUUCGCGUUGAAUAGGUUGGGCUAUGCAGUGCUUUUUUUGUCGACGCGCCUGACAGCACCAGCAUAUUCUCGACUGAUGGAUAUGGCCAACUGCAGGAAGAUUAUCCAUACCUGUCAGUUCCAGCAGAUCGUAUCUGAAAUGCGCACGGGGCGUCUUGAAUGGAGUACCUUCACUCUCCUGAGCAGGGAGGACUGGUUCAAUCAGCCAGUGAGCCCAUAUCGCUUCAAGCGAGAGGAUGUGAAUCCAUCGCGAGAAGGUAAAAAGAUUGCGUGGAUUCUGCAUUCAUCUGGGAGCACUGGCUUUCCGAAGCCGAUCUUUUUGACAAACCUGCAAACCCUGGCUAAUUUCCGCAAGAGCUUCGGGCUGCGCCUCUUCACUAUCAGCCCGCUCUUCCACUCCUUUGCGCUGAUGGAGCUCGGGCGGGCAUUUUAUACAAGAGCACCGACGUAUCUGGGAAAUCAUUCUCUUCCGGUGACAUAUCAAACCCUUUGCGACGCCCUGCAGGUGGCCCAGCCCCAGCAAAUCAGCGCUGUGCCGUAUGCUAUAAAGCUACUCGCAGAGGGACAGGAGGGCAUUGAUGCACUGGCUAAAGCCCAGCUUGUGCUAUUCGGCGGCUCCAGCUGUCCAGAUGACCUUGGCGACCGUCUCGUUGCGCAAGGUGUCAACCUAGUCGCCAACUAUGGAGCAACUGAGACAGGACAGAUCAUGACCUCUUUCCGCCCCGCGGAAGAUAAGGAGUGGCAGUACAUGCGCCUGCAUCGCCCUGUUGCCGACUUCACUCUGAUGGAUGAGAUUUCACCAGGUGUCUUUGAAUGCGUCGCAUUGGAUGGUCUGCCGAGCAAAGGUCCUUCGAAUUCAAAACCACCGUUCAGCGCAAAGAACCCAGAGAAUAGUUUCAGGACGGCCGACCUGUUUACCAGACACCCGGACCCUGCAAAGUGCAAUUUUUACAAAUAUUUGAGUCGGCUGGAUGACCGAAUCACGCUGAUCAACGGUGAAAAGGUUCUUCCCAUUCCAAUUGAAGGUCGAAUCAGAGAAGAGCCGAUCGUGAGUGACUGCGUGGUCUUUGGAUUCCAGCGGACUGUGCCUGGGGCUUUGAUCUUCCGCGCUCCUGGCAAGGUGUCGCAUUUGAGCGAUGACGAGUUCUUGGAUGCUAUCUGGCCAGCUGUUGAAGCAGCGAAUGCUCGCUCUGAGACGUUUUCUCGGAUCCCGAAGGAAUUGGUCGUUAUCAAGGGCGCAGACGUCGUAUAUCCCAAGACGGACAAAGGGACAUGCAUCCGUGCUCAAGUGUAUCAACAAUUUGAAGAUGAUAUCAAACAAACAUACGCCAAGUUUGACGGCAACGAUCAGACAAGAGGGUCCCUGGCACUUAGUGUCCCUGAGCUGCAGGAUUGGCUUCUGACAAGGUUCAAGGAUGACUUGAGCGUCACUCUACCUGAUGCCGACGCUGAUAUCUUCUCGGCAGGAGUGGACAGUUUGCAAACAAUGCGAAUCUGGAGAUUCAUCGUUCGCGAUAUUGAUAUCGGCGAUCAAGGAGACCAGCUCUCGCAAAACAUCGUGUUCGAAAAAGGAACGGUCAGAGCGCUUGCUCAACACCUUUACCAGCUGCGGACAGGUCAGAAAUCAGAGAAAGAAGAUGAACUUCAUGUUAUGCGUGAGCUCAUCGAAAAGUACUCCCACUUCACUCAACAUUUCCCCUGCACCACCAAGCGGCCAGAUACGGAAGUGGUAAUGGUCACCGGUGCAACAGGCAACCUGGGCGCAUUCAUUGUCGCAGAAUUACUGAAACGACCAACAGUUUCCGAAGUAUGGGCACUCAUACGCGCACCAGGCCAAGCAGCAGCCGGAGCUCGUCUCUACAACUCACUAGCCGACCGCAACAUCGUUCUCACUGACACAGAAGCCGCAAAGCUGCACGCCGUCCCCAGCUACUUAUCCCAGCCCAACCUCGGUCUCGAGAACCACGAUCUCCAGCACUUGCUCUCGUCACUGACAUGCGUCAUUCACAGCGCCUGGGCGGUAAAUUUCAACCUAGGCGUACGCUCCUUCGAGCAGCAACACAUCCGCGGAACACAAAAUCUCAUCAACCUAUGUCUGCGCUCUCACCUGCCCGCCCCUGCCCGCUUCUUCUUCUGCUCCAGCGUCAGCGCCGCAAGUGGCACCCCCAAGCCCGCAUUCAUCCCCGAGAGCAUAAUCGAGAGUCUGGAACACGCACAGGGGACGGGGUACGGGAGAUCCAAGCUAGUUACGGAACUUAUUGUCCGCAACGCCAUGCGGCAGACUGGAAUGCAGGCACGGGUUUUGCGGAUUGGGCAGCUGGGCGGCGAUACGGUCAGCGCGCAUUGGAAUGAAACGGAAGCUGUUGCGCUUAUGUUCCGCAGUGCGUUGGCGACGGGCGCUUUGCCGGAGUUGGAUGAGAGGUUGAGCUGGUUGCCUGUUGAUCGGUGUGGUCAGGCUAUUUCGGACAUUGCUAUAAAUGAGGCUACUGUCUCACGCGAUGCGGAUCUGGUUUAUCAUUUGGUCAAUCCGAGGACGUUUAGCUGGAAGGAGGAUUUGCUUCCUGCUUUGAAGCGGGGGUCGGCGUUGCCUGGGUUUGAGGUUGUGGCUCCUCAGGAGUGGCUUCGGAGGUUGGCUGGCAGUGAGCAGGACCCGGAGAAGAAUCCGAGUAUCAAGCUCUUUGAUUUCUGGCAGGCGAAGUAUGCGGGCCUGCAACAAGCGGGAGACUCUACAGAAGAAGGAAAAGAUGAGGCUGGGCCCACGUUUGAAACUGGACUGACGAUUCAAGACUGCCCCUCCUUGGCUCUUGUGGGUGAUCCUGUGGCUGAGGGAUUGGUGAACAGGUAUAUCGAGAUUUGGAUGAAAAAGUGGACAAGUAAAUAG